UGAGCACAUCUCCUCAGGUUGUCCACCUUUGCCCAGAGGACAUCCUUGGUAUCUCAAAAAAUGUGAUUAAGUGUUCAGGCUGGCUGUGUGAAUGGAAUACAGCUGGAACUGUACAGAAACCAGCCCCGUGCAAAAUUGUGCUGGCAAGUUGGAAUGCCUAUCUUGAGGAUCUUAAAGGGCACUGUUGUGCACAACGGAAGGCGCAAAAGGGCUUCACAUGCUGGCUUCCGCGUUGUGUCUCCCAAGGAAUUGCCCUAUCCUCAUAUGAUGACCUUGUCAAGCACAUUGUCCAGACUCAUAUGAACCGUGCUGGUCUGCCAUGUCCGAUAAAUGGCUGCACAUCUCCUCACUUUUCGAGGCCCGCCAUGCUGGAGAGUCAUUUCGUCAGCGAACACCCUGAUUUGGUUAACCAGCAUGUCCCCGUUCCAUCCAACCUGCUUCUUCCUUCAUGGCGCCCCAUUCAGCCUCGCCUUUCAGACCCUCCCUCACUUCCCGAGCACACCCCCCCUGGCUGCAUUCUCUUGUCAGCUGUGGCGGGAACACAUCCGAGCAUGACUUCUGCACCUCUUGUUAGGGAUCAUUCUAUUGCAUCUGUGCUCUCGCUACCUUCCUCACCCAAGAAGCGGGCCAAGAUGGACACCCCCCGACAAGUAGACGUCACAUCAAGAGAAGUUCCUUCGAUCAUGUUCGAUGAUAUGCCGAGACAAGUGAAAGACGAUACGACAUAUGCGGGCGACGUGGUGCUCGACUCCGUGGUUCAACUGAGACGCGUCAGUGGGGAUCUGGCCCGGCCCCCAAAGAUGCUUUCUCCAGAACAGUGUAUCCACAAGCCACCCCCGAUCAGUAUACGCUACGAGGUCUUCGCGCGACGGCUUCAACUUGAGGAGAUGGAACGGGACGCAGCAGAGGCGGCAAAAACUCGUGCGCAGACUACAGUGGGCUCGCAGAGGCAGGUGUCAAAGACUGCGGACUUGUAGA
Molecule: messenger RNA, 978 nt
Organism: Cyclocybe aegerita
Lineage: Eukaryota; Fungi; Basidiomycota; Agaricomycetes; Agaricales; Hemipholiotaceae
Source: the annotation of a GenBank genome assembly